Anastrepha ludens (Mexican fruit fly) is the source of this 9302-nucleotide messenger RNA. RefSeq lists its product as uncharacterized. The coding region runs from base 430 to 8844 and encodes 2804 amino acids. The record is from RefSeq and is a predicted model, not a curated record. The transcript has 9 exons. Lineage: Eukaryota; Metazoa; Arthropoda; Insecta; Diptera; Tephritidae.
UUUCUGUCAAUCUACACACGAAACAAGUAUAAAUUGAAACACAAGUGAAAAGACGUAAAGGUAUUACGAUCAUACGGGAGUUCUUUUAUAUACAAUGAUAUUUUUUACUUAGAAAUCCAACAAUUAAGUGAAAAAAUGUGCAUAAUUUGAGAGGAAGAAUAUGUAAAUGCAAUUCUCGUCGUGCAUGUGAUAAAUAAUGCAGUAUUAAGCCGGUGAUUGGCAACAGCGAGCAACUGCUUACAUACUUCGGAAUCUGUGUACAUGCUGUUAUGUGAAAGUGUGUGUGUCAAUGGUGGCGGCAUUCAGUUCUUAGUUAAUCGACUAGCAAUAGUGUCAACAUCUGAGUUUACCACGUUGAUUAGCUUCUGUUGGAUUUUGGUGUCUAGAUAGAAGCAGUGGUUGUGGUUAAUUGUUGCAUACGGCUUCGUAAUGAAGUUGACAAAGCAUCAGUUGAAGAUAAUUCCACUCAUUCAGCGCAAAUACAAUGUGUCUAUCGGCUUUUUAAAGUCAAAUUUGGCCAAUAUUGAAAAAUUCCUUUGGUAUGCCUUGAGUCCUCGAUUGGUUAUAAAACGCAUUGCUAUUCGAAAAGGCAGCAAACAACGCGUCAUAUUGAACUAUUACCAUUUGAGGCGAGUGUUAUUUGAUCAAGCGGAGCGCAAGGUAAUAAAAACUCGGAGGCGAAAUGUACAGCAAUGGUCCCGACAGAUGGUUUGCUACUUGCGUAGAAAAUAUGGUGUUAAGGAACAUAUUGAAAUCACAUCGUGUGCGGAUAAUAUAGACAUAAUAGAUAAAGCAACUGAAGGCACUUCUAGAGGUGGAAACAUGGCUCCAGAAGAAGUAAGCAAGCAAUUGAAAGAGCAACUGGAACUACUACGCAGCGGAAAACGGACAGUGCCACUCAUAGAAAGUGAAUCAAAAUCUGCUGAAAAUGAGAUCACCGAGACAGAUAGAUCGAGGUGUGAUUCAUCAGAUAAAACUUCUAACUGCGCGGCAUCAUAUACAUCAGCUUGUGUUGCUGAAUGCAAUAAAAAAGAUAUGACGGACUCCAGUGAAUGUAGUCAUGUCGCAACAGAAGUAUUAAAUAAGGCUGAUAGCGUUGUCCAAAGCACAUUGGAAAGGACACCAGAAAAACAAAUUAUAGGAAGGGUCGAAACUCGAUUAAAGCAACCAAAGCAUAGCUAUAAGACAGAUAGGAAUAUUGAUGCUGAUGGUGAGACUGUGGAACUGCCUUCAUCUGAUUGCCCAAUAAUGAUGCCCCAUUUAGAAAAAUUGCAGCCAAGUGCACCUACGACAACAUCAAAAUCACUAAGUGGGAAUAGUAAUUUUUUGGAUAUGCUUAUGAAUAAAGUUCGCGGAAAAAAUAUCUUAACUGAGGUUCCCGCCAACACAAAUGCUAUUCAACCCUUAUCUGGGGGUGACAGGACCCCGGAAAAAAGUUUUGAUAAAACGCAUGAUAACAACGAACAUUUUACAGACUCAGGCGAAGAGUUUUUUGGUUUCGAUGAGACAGAGCGUUUGCCCGGUAUGAUGCUUACUCCCCUUGUGCCAUUUUCGGCUCAAUCCAAGGGCAACGCAAACGUCGCCUUUGUUAGCGAAUCGCUAAAUGAGUUUAUGCGUGAAAACUUGCUAGAAAGUAGUGGGUGUAUAGCUGACAACGUUGAAGGUGCCGCUGGGCGCAAGCAUCGGCAGGCUACUUUGGAUGGAUUGGUCACUCCCGAGUGCGUGCCACCGCGUAUGGAGAUGCCUUUGGUUCCCGAAAGUUUGCAGAAGCUACGAACAGUAGCAGAGAGACGCCAGUAUCUUCAGAAAUUCAACCGAAAUCAUAAAUUGGCAAUUAUCAAUAACGAAGCGGCCAUUUGCAGGGAGCUACAAAGGAAAAUGCGACACCAUAAAUCAAAAAGCGUGUCGCAGCAGUUGUUACAGGCGCCAAAUUCACAAAUGCCGUUUACACGGCAAGGCUGGCAAGCGGCUUCAUUCGUUACCACGGAAUUCAACCAUUAUUAUUACCAAACCUUAGAUGUGAGGGAUGGGCAGGAGCGUCUAUGUGUGCGACUUCCAGGAGUGCGUGGCAACAACGAAGAACGCAACAAGCAAUCAUAUUAUAGUCGUGUGCCGAGCAAUCUCUUAACGAGUAAAUGCAAUACCGAUAAUUGUAGUGAUGCUUUAGUAUGGCGCGAUUUGAAACCAGUUAAAACUGAACCAGAUAAAAAGAAGUUGAAUAAGUCACCAUUACCAAGCGUUUUCAAACCUUGCCCACUAUCACAUAAGCCUUUCCAAAAACCUUUGGACGAUGAGACAGCGCCACUGCUGCUAGCUGGCGGAAGUAUGGCCGUGGUACGCAUGCCAAUUGUGGAGUUGGAAGUUUUUCCAGCCCUCGGAAAGCCGCUGCAUGAAGUGGCUAAAAGGUACCUUGAGUACAUACUUCCACACUGCGACAUAACGCGUGAGUGGGCCGAGUUCAGUGUGUCUACAUUGCAGCAAUCUACAGAGUGUAAGAAAAAAGAAAAUACACCGGAUCAAACAAAUGAUAAAGUAAAGUUGUCCAGCGAGUCAUCUGAAUCAUUUUCGUUCCCCAUUCCAUAUCAAAAUGAUCGGAGCCACAUUUUGGUGCGUCGUGUAGUUGAUCGUUCAGAGAAACUAGACGAGACAUUCGAGACUGCAACAUCACCUGUAGAAGAUUUUUCCUUUCGUGCAAACAUUGAUGAAAGCGAUGAUGUAUUAGUGGAGUGUGCAGAUGUGCUUAGUGAAAUGAUUAAUAGUGUUGCCAUAAGCUGCAGUGAGAACUCGUUCAUAAAGUCAGAUCCAGACGAAUUGCCAGUCGGGAAUGAUGUUGCCGAUAUUAAACAUGAAAAGGUAUCUGAAAUAUUGAAUGCUAAAGACGAUAAAAUUUGCAACAAUAGACCAGCGCUGGAUGACUCAAAGAUGGGUAACCAAGCUGUUGCGAACAAGAAGCAGAAUCGACUUCUACUUGAACUACGUCGUCUAAACGCAACAAUAAUUGAUGCAGCUGUAAAAGCGGAAAAAGGAGUGAAGCCUUGUACAAAAGAAUACUGUGCGCUUGGUUGUGUCUGUAAAAGUCUUGCAGAUGACUAUCCUCUACGCCAACAUUGCGGUAAAUCUAGAUGCGUCAUAGAAUGUGCUUGCAAAUCAUCUAACCAGUCUCGUAUAAUGCGCCUGGAAACAGACGGACGUUCAAUCACAACCGAAGACGCAUUUAUGCUACGUAGACAAGCUACUGCACGGCUGGCUCGUAUGGAGAAAGAAUUUACAUCUACAAUUGUUUUAACUGAAAACGAAACUCUGCUCAUCAAUGAAUCACAAUAUGACAAAAAGCGUCGAUGUACGAAAGCUCCAAAACGAUACGAAGACUUUGCCGAUACCGACGACGACUAUAUAGGACGAUCUACAGCGAAUACCCCACCAAAGAAAACCCAAAAUGCUGCAGUAGUGUCAAUUGAGGCGGCAACGGAAUCAUCCUUAAAUUCUGGUUUCUCAGAGACAUCUACUGAGCUACGCGAACCUAUAUACGUCAAAGACAAAGUAUUGGAAAAACUCAAGCAUUGUACCAUUCCAUUGGUUCGCUUUGAAGGUGCACAAAAUAUGGCUGUAUGGUGUAUGGUUCAUGAGUUAUACAAAUGCUAUUGUGGUGGUCGCGCUACAGAAGGAAAACCGCUCGUCAUCGAAAAGGAUACUGGCAACCACGCAAUUGCUUGUAGCGACCAAACCAAUUUAGGAAAGAAGCAAAGUGCACUUGCAGAUGAUGAAUACGUAGUUACAUCAACAAAGGCACGUUACUCGUUUGAGAAAUUGGAAGAAGAGCCAGAGGAAGACGAAGAAGAGGAGGAAGAAGAGAUCCGAGAAGAAAAUGAAAAUAUUAGAAAAAGAACCGAAAAUAGAAGAAAUGCUGAUCUAAAGUCUCAAGGCAGUAGUUUAAAAUAUAUUAGCACAGAUGACGAAGAGAGUGGAAGUGACAAGAGAGAUGAACCGUUGGAGGAUCCACUAGGCUCGGACUUUGAUGUUGAAAGCUGCCGAGCAAAGAGACCGAAGAUGCUAACAAAACGUCCAGAAAGGCGAGGUCGUCCAAGUGAGAUGACUUUCAUUAAUAAAUAUUUCAACACUGCAUCGGACGGAUGCCGUCGAGUAGUUGUAGUGCCUCGAAAAACAUAUUUACGUAUGAACCGUAAACGGCGUGCGGAAGUUCAAGAUUUCAUAGCGAAGCACGAAAACAAACAAUCUAUGUUGUUGUUGAACGAACACAUUUUGCGCUCAGUUUAUUAUCACAAACACGAAGUGGAGAAGCAACGCAAGGAAGCAGCACAGGACUCAUUGUUACUCAGUAAAAAACGAAAACUAACAGAAGGGGAAAAUUCAGAAAAAGAAGAUGAGCCAAUUCAAGAAUCUAUCACAGAACCGGUGGCGAAGAAGCCCUUGAAUGACGAAGAUAGGAGAAUUUUAGAAUUAACUGAUGAAGAUUCAUGUCAGUCAUCCCUUUCGUCGAUACUGUCAACAUCCUCAAGCAAACCAGCAUCUGAUAGACGAUUGCGUAAAAGAAGCCACCGGCAGCAACGAAAUCUGCCAGAUGGCAAUAGCAUUGUACAUAAUACCCCCGAAUUCGUCAAAAGCACUAUUCUGGAAGAAUAUAGUAAUGAUAUGGCAGACGCCGCAACCUCUGCCAAGUCCACCAAGGUGGAGACUCUUGAGCCAGCCGUUAAUAGUAUAAAGCAAGUCAAGAAAUUAUCGGACAUUGAAAAUUCGAAUAAUGACAAUGAGCUUACACUCAUCGAUGCAGAGCCGUCAUCAUUAACUGUUUCCGGUCAUAAAGGUGAAGGCGAGGGUAUUACAGACUUCAGUUCUGCGGCCUCUGAAUGCUCAGCCGCACUAUCUCUAAAUAUGCAACCAACGUCUUCCUUUUCACAUUCUCGAAUAGAUUUCUUCAAAGAUGUGGUGCGUAGCAUGAACAGCUUAGUGAACAAAAAGAUGCAGGAUAUUGGCUUAGCUUUGAAACGUGAGAGUAAAGUGAUUCCUGCUCCGAAUGAUGAAAUAUUGUGCAUCAUUAAAUGGUCCAACUUUUUGGAUGCCUUUAUUGAAGGAUUUGUUUUCAUAUGGGAAGUUAAACUUCGGGAUGAACAAACUUUCUUUGCAGCCACCAUUAGUAAUAUGAUGCCUAUGGUGUUGGACGCUGUAGGUGUGGUAAAUAUCGCAGCCCUACCAAUGAAGCAGCUACCGCUACUAGGUCGCAUGCUGCUGCAACGCUGCCGCAGCCCUCAAACUUGCGAUCUGGCUAUUGUGAUGCAGGGUCGCUUGAAGUAUUGGCUUGUUAAGGGUUUCUUACGCGCAGAUAAGUCUAGUGCUUGUGCAAAGCCAACGCCAAAGUCUCACCCGUUACUUACGCGUAAAAUUAAUGUCCUAUCUACUUUACUAGCCAAACAGCACAUCCGAGAACUUAAUAAAAAAGUUACUCAGAAACAAAAGGAACAACAUCCAGAUACAUCGGAGGAGGAUAAAAAGAGCACAACAAUUUCAACUCAAAGCGCUAGUCCAGAGCAACAUUCCCUUUUGAGGCAGCAGCUCUCACCACCGGUACAUCGUGAACAAAAAACUAUAUCUGCGAGCAACAGUAAGAAUAGCAAUACGAAUACUCGCGACAUGCAAAAGACAAAACAAGUUACAACUGGGAGGAAAAGGACACUGGAAAACAAACAUCAACCAGCGAUAGUCCGUUGUCCAGUAACAUCUAGCACAUCGACUAAUAGUGCAUUGGUUGCAAAGGAUAAAUCAAAAGCGCACACCGGAUUGUCAAUGUUGCAGGAGUUGAUUAACAAUAGCGAGUAUUCGGACAUGAAGACGAACAUUGCACUUCGCAAAGUUACUUCCGCUGAUGUUGAUGAUCUGCAUGGAUUGGACGUCACAACGGGUCCACAUCGUUGGCUUGUACUUGAGCUCUACAAAGAUUUUUCACAUAUAUAUGUCCCAGACUUUCGAGAACUACUGUCGCUCGAUCGUAUACAGAAAGUCAUGGCAUUCAGUAGGCAAAAGCAAAAAAUUGUCAAAUUGCAAUUUUUCCUAAAUGCCGCUUUCGAUGCGUUCGUAACACCGUCUUCUCAACGUAAAAUCUACUUUGGUCCGUUAAAACUGAAUAUGCCUCCGCCAUUGCUGAUUUUAUUACAAAGCGUCGACGGCAGGAUGAUGCUGCGGGAAUCAUAUCAGCAAAUGCACAAUAUACGAGGGGAUUCAGGCGAGAGUACAACAGGUUUUUGGAUGGUACGAAAGAAUGGACAGCUCGAUUUGCAAUUGACUGAUAGUACUGAAGAGGCCUUGCAUGGUGAGAAGCAGUUAUUUGGCGAAUUGAAGCAGAUCAAAGCAACACAACAAAACAAUGCCUAUGAAUCUGAUGAUGACGAUUGCAUGAUUGUAGAUACUGUUGAGCCCCAGUUGCCGUUUUCCCCACUUGUACCACUGUCACAACCAAGUAUUACAGUGAAGCCCCUUGCGGAACUACAAUCAAAACCUAAUCAGGCGGCAUUGUCGCGCCAACUUACUAAUUUUACUAUACAAAAAAGUUCUAAUUCCAAUCGCUUGCAAAUAACAAAUGUGGGAACUACAGCAGAGGUGCUCACCUCCCAGUUACAAAAGCUACCAAAUACUACUGAUGGAAAUUUGCUAACAAGCACGCAAAUGCCGAUAAAAUUGCCACUAAAUACUCAAAUAGCACCGUUAUCUAACGCACCCCCUGGCCAACAAAUAACGUCACUAGUUGACAAUCAACCUACGCCUAUUUUGUGUGGCCUUCCACCUAACGCUGUUAUCACAGGCGUAACACCGGCGCCACAGGAAGCGCCGUACGCCACUACAAUCUUCAUUUCCAAUCUUGGUUCAACAGCCCCAACAGCCGGCAGUGGUGCACAGCUUUUGGAUAAACAAGUAGCAUCCAUUACACAGCCAACAUCACACAUUUGCCCCGCCCCGAUUCUUUCGAAACCCCUUACCAAUAGCAGGUUUCUUACACCGGAUGUCCGUGUUACUACUACCGUAAAUUCUGUUAUUGGUGAUGCAGUUUCCACACCUGUAUUGACAACAGUGAGCAAUAUAAAUUCCAAUAUUUUCUCAUCGCCAAUAGCUGAGCUUCAGAACGAAGCAUUAGACAAGAACGAAUUGUUGCUAAGCACGUCGAGAAGUCAAUCGACAACAGAAGUCGCUGCAAAUUUCGAAACAACAACAACAGUCUCCAUUGUUAGAGAGCGGCAGCAAUUAUCGGCAAGUGAUUCAAAUGCACCCAAUAAUUCCUCAGCCGAUUGGAAACGGUUUCUAUUGGAUGAACAUUCUAAAACAUCAACUAUUGGUUCUACAACAAUUACGAAAAUGGUUGAAAAACACGAAUCGACCGUUCGGAAUUUAUUACCUGACAAUCCGCUGGAAAUCCCGACGAGUCUUGAAGAAGAUGAAUUUGAGCCAGCUGCAUCGAUUGUUUUUAAACAGCAUGCGUCGCAAACUUCGCCUGAAGCGAAUGAUUCACGAUCUUUAGCCCCAAAAGUUAGCGUGGGAAAUGUUUUAAAUUCUUACCCUACAAAAAGUAUGCUUAAUACAUCUACUACUGUAAUUUCAAUAACAGCAGCUACAGCAACGGCAACGGCAACGGCAAGCACACUUACUACCACGACAAUAGAGGCGAACACAAAAACUGUGCCAAUGACAUUAGCACAACCUGUAACAACGAGCCAAAUUUCGUCUUCUUCAAAAACAGAUACAGUAGCAGCAAAAUCUCAAGUUAUGGCUCUACCGCUUCGUAAUUUGCCAACUAAAGUGGGACAAAACACGUUCAAACAAAUUAUUGCGAAAUCUACUUCGCUUCCGUAUGGAUCAUCGGCGAAGAUAACCAAAACUAAUGCAGCUGCCACAAAUUCAUCAGCUAUAUCGAAAACAUCAAAAAUAAUGAUUUCGAAGGUUAAUACGUUGAAAAAAUCUUGCAUUCAACAGUUUAAAAUGCCGUCCCAGCCUUUGAAGCUACCUACGACGCAAUCUUCCGGUUCUCGUCUAUCGUUACCGGCUUCAUCUCGUAUCUCUGCAACCAAAACAACGAUGUCACCAAUGACAAAUAUCAGUAGUCCUGCACCUAAGCCGUUAAUAAACGUUCGACCAGCAGUUUCAUUACCACAACGUAUGGGCACUGGAAGCCCCACAACGCAACGUCGCAGCGAUUCUGCACUUUUGGGCCCGAGUAUGGUCAGUAAGAAAGUAGGUGGCAUAAUUACGGCAAGAACGGGACCAACUCAAUACACUGUUCCGCAAAAAUCUAAUGUGGCUGCAAGUACAUCUAGGGUAUCUUGUAAAGCAAAAGCUGAGCCAUCAAAGUCUACAGCACCUAAUAAUAGCAAUACCACAUUUAAAUCGGGAGAAUCUAAACCUGAAGAGCAGUAUGGUAUUUUUUGUUCUGGUUCCGCCGACAGUUCUCCAAGAUUUUGGGCAAAACGCGUAAAAAAUGCUUUUAUCAUCAAGGUACCAGGCCUAAGAAGCGUGGUGCAUCGUCCAGAUUUGGAAAGCGUAGACACAUAUCUUAAUCAGCAUCUCCUGUGGCAGAGUCCCGCCAUGAAAUCAAAACUUCCGAUUAAGUGGAAGUUUGUGCCAUCAGAUCAAUUAAAUCUACCAAUUAAGAUGUUAACAACUAAUAAGGAUGGAAGAACUACUGAGAAAGUUCUUGUGCGACGCGUAAAAGUGGCAGAAAGCGGUGCACCUGCGCCAAAAGUCACAUCGCCCCGCCCUGUCUGUAAAUUUUUAAAGGAUGUGGCGAAUGCUGCAGCUUCUACGCCGGAUACUAAAUGUAGCGAACCAAUUUUAAUCGAAGAUUAAAGAUAAGGGUCUCGUCUUAUAUUAAAAUAGUUAAAUAAAUAUGCAUAAUAUUAUAUGUUUAUAUUUGUUUCUAUUUCUACUUUCCACACAAUCGAAUCUCACCAUUAAAUUAUAAUAAUUAUUAUUUUGAAUUUACUUAAAUUUAUGAUAGUAUUAAACUUAGGUUUUGCUUGGUUUUUCUGAAAUAAUUGUAGUCGCCUUAUACUGUUAAAGUAGUCACAUACGAUUUGUUAAAAUAAUUAUUUUUAAGGUUUAAUUUUUCCAUUGUUAUUCUUUUUUAAUAUAUUGCUCGUAAGGGAGACAUAUAUGAACUGCUUUAUGAGAUGGUUAAGAUAUUAGUUUGCUUAUUUCAAUACGAGUUCACGUAAAUGGGUGUAAAUGCACAAAACAGAAGCGAUAUGUGGGUUAUUAAAAUGGUCUGUAAAAUAUAAUAAAUAUUUAACUUAAACAAAAUUAAA